CUGUGUCUCCUUGGUGAUCGCUAAGCCCUCCCAAGUAUGCUCCGCGCUCUCUCCUUCCCGAGUUUUCCGCCCCGCUGCUCCCGGCUCCAUCCUUUUCGCCGCCGCCGCACAGGCCCGGCCCGAGAAAGGAAGGGCCUCGCCAGCCACGCCGUGACCCCGGUGCCCGUAUCGUAUGCAGUGUUUGAUGGACCCUCUCCCGAGCCCCCGCUCGUUUUCCUACAUGGGCUGUUUGGAAGCAAGACUAACUUUGCAUCCCUGGCCAAGAAACUGGUGCUCCAAACUGGCCGCAAGGUGCUGACGGUGGAUGCCCGUAACCACGGCGACAGCCCCCACAGCCCGCUCAUGACGUAUGAAGCCAUGAGUGCCGACAUCCACCUCCUCCUCCGCCAGCUGAACCUCGACAGGUGUGUCUUGAUCGGGCACAGCAUGGGCGGCAAGACAGCCAUGGUGAUAGCGCUGCAGUGGCCAGAGUUGGUGGAGCGCCUGGUGUGUGUCGACAUCAGUCCUAGCGAGACGGCGGCCAUCUCAGGCUUUCGGAACUUCAUUGAUGCCAUGAAGGCGGUGGACAUCCCCCGAGGCAUCCCUCGUUCCACCGCACGCCGGCUGGCAGAAGACCAGCUGCGCCCAGCCAUUCAGGAUCCGACCAUCCGCCAGUUUCUGCUCACCAACCUGGUGUACGCCGAGGACCGGUUUGUGUGGCGCGUGAACCUGGACGCCGUUUCCCAGCACCUGGGCGAACUGAUGGGCUUCCCUCAUUUCCAGGUGGACUACCCAGGACUUACUCUCUUCCUCGGGGGCUCCAGGUCUGGCUAUAUCAGCUCUGACGACUACCCUGAGAUCGACCGGCUUUUCCCGGAGGCAGAGAUCCAGUACGUCCCUGACGCUGGACACUGGGUUCAUGCGGAUCAGCCCCAAGAGUUCAUUGCUGCCAUUUGCAACUUCCUUCACUUUCUUCCGCUGUAGAGUUUCCAGCUGGCUUCCCAGAACAGGAAAGACAAGCGGGUCCCUCUCCUGACACUAGUCAGGAUACCUUCCUUCUUUUUUUCCCAACUUUACUCCUGGGAAUGGCUCCCGUUCUCCAGAACUGGCUUCCCCAACUCAAGACUGGCACGUGCUCUUUGUUAAGAGCCCUCCUGCCCCCGCCGCCUCCCGGGAGGCCUGCAUAGCUGCCAUGUGGAAAUCCUGCGAAUAUGACCCUACUGGUGGCUGAGAUGGCACUUAACUCCACGGAACUCCCUCACUGUACAGUAUUUAAUAUUAAAUAAAAUGGUGUUCCGUUUUAAAUGGGUGAUCUUUGACCCUCCAGAAAGCCAGGAGAGAAACAACCAACAAGGCACCUGACCCAGAGAGGAGAGGGAGCCUGGUGAGUGCUAGUGUAGGGCGAUAAUACAGUGGUACCUCUACUUACGAAUAUUUCUACUUACGAAUGGAGCUCCGUCCGCCAUCUUGGAUGCAGUUUAGAUAGGAUUUUUUCUACUUACAAAUUUUCUGAUAGGGUUGCUUCGACUUACAAAUUUUUUCUCCCAAUGCAUUCCUAUGGGAUUCGACUUACAAUUUUUUUCGACUUACGAAUGUGCGUUCGAAACACACAUUAAAUUCGUAAGUAGAGAUACCACUGUAUUGAUAUAUCAUCCCAAACCGGUUUGGAGUCCAUAUUGUGAUAACGGUUUUGCCAUUUUUGACCUGGCAAUAUAUGGCAAAUUGUGUGUGUGUGUGUGCGCACUACGCAAAAAUCACAAUGUUGAAAAAAACCAUGAAGCCAGCCAAUGCUCCAUCCUUAUUUCAGACAUCGUGAUAUAUUGGUAUAUUGCUUUUUCCUUGCUUUAAUGUGUCCUUGGUGAUGCCUCUUGUUUGCUUGGAUGGAGGAGGGAAAGGGGUCUGAGUGUGUAGAAGAGGACAGAAUGCAUCCUGUUCUACAAAGGUAGGCUCCACACAAUUGUUCCACCCGGUACUGGCAUGCGCUCUGCCCUCUGCCAGGUAGUUACCCACAAAAGAAAGUGGCCUCCAUCAAGAUGAAUGAGCUCGUAAUAGAAGUAGGAGAGAGAAGUGGAGGUUGCAGACGGCAUUUAUUUUUGUUCCAUGGACUUUGGCCGAGUUACAGGAGGAAGGAGAUGGGCACCUACCCAGCAGAAAAGGCAGCAGGUUCUUUCAAAGGAGGAGGGGUGGUGUGACUGUGGAAGGGUUCAAAGGCAAGGUAAAGCGAAGCCUCCAGAUUGCUGCUGAACACGAUCCCCUGUUCACAGUGGCAGACAGGGCAAUGAUUGCCACAGAGGACGCUGGCAGAAAUGAGGAAAGAAAAAAGGAAUUUAGAAAUGCCUCUCUUCUCGGCCGCAGUCUUUCCCCCACAUUAAUACUGAAGGCGCAACAUCUUAUCAAGUGACCUUGAGGGUUUUACAACCCUGUACGGCACUGGCAGCUGUGGGGAGCCUCUGCCCCUCCAGAUGUUGCUGCAGGCAACUCCUGUCAACCUGGGCCUUUGGCCCCGCUUGCUGGGGCUGGUGGGAGUUUUUGUUCAGCAACAUCUGGAGGGCCAAAGGUCCUGCAUAGCUUACAAGGACAACAAACCUGUAUAGCCCAUGUUGGGUGCCUUUAUGGCGAGAUUGGAACAGAAGGCUUCCAGAUUUGUCACUCGGAAUUUUAACUUAAAAGUCUUAUUACCAGCAGACGGUAUUGAGAGGUUUCCUACCUCUGGCAAUGAAGGGAUGCCCGCCCCUUUCUAUCUUUUUAAAACCUUUUUUCAACCUCAUAAAGCUGAAUGUGCACAAGUUAAAUGUGCGAAAGUUGUGGGCUUACUGUAUUCCAAAAGGAUCAAGACAUUCCUCGCAUCCAUCCCAUCCAUGCUCUUGUUUCUGCAUGGGAUGGACUGGAUACACAGAAUAAGUCUUUGGUAGCUGGUUCACUUUUAGUGUCCACUCUCCUGUAAAAAUGCCCAGUUGCAGCUAGAGUUUGAAGUGUCAGGAAAGGAGUCUUUAGCAAGGUGUGCUGGGAAGUGGGAGAGAUGCCUUGGACUCCAGGGCUGCACUGCUGUGGGGGAGAAGCCCCACCUGAAAUGACCAUGCUGCAAGAUCUGGACUUCCUCCAUGCAGACUGAAGAUGUAAAUAGGUGAAUAAAAGACACACACACACCGAAACCUGCACAGUUUAGCUAGAAUUGAGUUGAUUCUUUGGUUUCACAUGACACAACAUUUGACGCAAGUGCCAAUUUGGGAAGGGAGUCUUUCACUAUUUCCCUGCUUCUCCCAGAUUGCUGUGGUUGAGUAACGUACUGUCAACUUAAUGAACCAAGAAUGCAGUUGGGAACCUCUUACCUGUUCAGGCACAGCACAGACAAAACUGCUCAUUCUCCCUGGCUGGUUCAGAGAAACCAGAAGGCUCACGAUUCGAGCCCACCCAGGGGCAGUUGUAGGCAAGACUCCUACACUGCAAGGGGUUGGAUAAGAUGACCCUUGGGCUCCCUUCCAACUCUAUGAUUCUAUGACAGACUCACCCUUUGAAAGGAUAAUUUAUGGAGACAUUAGAUGGGUUUAGCUGGAAAUGGGUAGAUUCCUAGCCUUCACGUUGCACAGUGUUUUGUGUGAGUGCAGAUUUGGCAGACAGGAUUUCACUCUUGCACAAUCUACCUUUCAUGGCAAAAUGCUUUCAACAUAAAUGAAGCAAGAAUGAAAUGUACCUUUGGGGUUCAUAACUAUUAAGACAUAACAUGGGCAAGACUCUGCCCAUUCUCCCUUGCUGGUUCUGAGGAACCUUGGAGAAGAAGAUGCGCAACACUUUUCUUACUGCUUAAUUAAGGAAGAAUGUG
Messenger RNA from Zootoca vivipara (common lizard), 3799 nucleotides. RefSeq names its product abhydrolase domain containing 11 (gene ABHD11). Lineage: Eukaryota; Metazoa; Chordata; Lepidosauria; Squamata; Lacertidae. Gene Ontology annotation, molecular function: carboxylic ester hydrolase activity. The record is from RefSeq and is a predicted model, not a curated record. Gene Ontology annotation, cellular component: mitochondrion. Gene Ontology annotation, biological process: lipid metabolic process.